CCCUCAAAUACUUUAGCAUUUAUUCUUUAUAAUGUUGGGAUUAAUCCGGAUGUUGAGCAAUGUAUCCUUGAUGAGAUUGAAAAGGUAUUUUAUUGUCGAUCUGAUUUUAAGAUUACCUAUGAAGAUUUGAAUAAACUUGUAUAUGUUGAAGCUGUAAUAAAAGAAGUGUUAAGAAUCAGGCCAGUUACAUCAACGAUUUCGCGUUUCUUAGAACAUUCCGAUCAAUUUGAUGAAUAUAAUAUUCCAUCAUCAACACAAUUGGCGAUAAAUAUUGUGAGUUUACAUAAGAAUCAAAAUUACUGGAAAGAACCUACUAAAUUCAAUCCCUCGAGAUUUUUAGCUAGUAGCAAUAACGAUGAAACUUAUAAUAAAGGUACCCUCAUGAACUUUGGUGGUGGGUUGC
This is a messenger RNA of Funneliformis caledonium, 403 nucleotides long. The record is from the annotation of a GenBank genome assembly. NCBI's taxonomy places the organism in Eukaryota, Fungi, Glomeromycota, Glomeromycetes, Glomerales, Glomeraceae.